This is a messenger RNA of Indicator indicator, 4098 nucleotides long. It is a transcript of the gene IMPG2, whose product is annotated as interphotoreceptor matrix proteoglycan 2. The transcript has 20 exons. The coding region runs from base 1 to 4098 and encodes 1365 amino acids. Gene Ontology annotation, biological process: visual perception. The record is from RefSeq and is a predicted model, not a curated record. Gene Ontology annotation, molecular function: heparin binding; hyaluronic acid binding. Lineage: Eukaryota; Metazoa; Chordata; Aves; Piciformes; Indicatoridae.
AUGCUUGGCUUCAUUUUGAAAAUCUUUCUUUGCCUUCCAGUUUUGGGAAUAAUUAAUGGUGAUCUUCAAAUAGUUACAGCAGAAGGGUAUUCAGCUCCAGGAGAACAAGCCAAAGAUGAUUCACCACCAACCCUUCAGUUCAGUGGCUGGCAGAUAGCAAACCCUUCUCUGCCUCCAGAGCUGAAAAAGAUUAAUGGCAACAUGAAGGCUGAACAGGUCAACAGGCACUUGCCAUUACGAAGGAAGCGCUCCGUUCUGUUUCCCGGUGGAGUUAAGAUCUGCCCCGAUGAAUCUGUUGAGCAGGCUAUUGCCAACCAUCUGAAAUAUUUCAGGCUCAGAGUGUGUCAGGAAACAGUCUGGGAGGUCUUCAAGACAUUCUGGGAUAGACUGCCAGAGCGAGAAGAAUAUCACACCUGGAUGAGCCUGUGUGAAGAAGGAACGAUGAGUAUCUUUGAAAUGGGCAUGAACUUCAGUCAGUCUGAGGAGCACCGAAGUCUGAUUGUAAAGAAAUUGUCCUAUAUGAAGGAAGCAAUGGGCAGCUCCUGCACUGAUUGGUCAUGUGGCCAAGGUGAUCCAGGGAAUCAGUCAUGCAGUGGUGGGACCCCAACUCCAGCUCUGGAGGAUGAUGUUACCACAUUGAGAGAUGCAGCUGCCAAUGUUCCUUCCCCUCAUGAGAUCUCCAUUGGGAGUCCUGAAGGUGGUACAGUCCAUGGGACUGAAGACACAGACACUACUACCAAUAAUGAGAUAAAGAAACAGGAUGAGAAGCAAGUGAGACCUGUAACUGAGCAGAUGAUUGAGUUCAGCAUCUUGAUUGUCGGUGAACAGUACAGCGAGGACCUGAACGACCCAGCUUCUGCGGAGCAUCAGCGGCUCUCUGAACAAUUCAUCUCUCAGAUGAAAAAUGUAUUUGAAGGACUACCUGGAUAUAAAAACAUCCAUGUCCUGGAUUACAGCUCUCCUGAGGACGACAGUGGGGUGGAAGUUCAUUAUGCUGUUACAUUUGAUGGAAAAGCCAUCAGCAAUGCCACCUGGGACCUGAUUAACCUUCAUUCGAACAAGGUGGAGGACAACUUCUUUAUGGGCAUAGAGGACAAUCCAACAGUUGUGUACACUAUCAGUGAUUUCCGAGAUUACAUUGCUGAAAUCCUCCGGAAAAAUGCCUUGCUUGAUAACAUUUCCUUGUCUUUAGAUGUUAACUCUCUUCAUCUUACUAAUGUGAAAGAAAUACUACACCCUACACCAGAAGACCCAUCCUGGAUUACUGAGCAUCCAGUUGUGCUAGAGCGUCCAGAGUUGGAUGACAGCACCUUUUUAGCUGAACGGCCUUCAGCAGAUGAAUCAACUGUCAGCAAUACCUUGCCCUUUGAUUUCACCAAACCAGAUUCCACUUCAGAUAGUGAUCAGGAGAAUGACAAUGAAAUCUGGCCAAGACCAGAAAAUCUGGACUAUGGGGCCAGUUUGGCACCUGAAGCUCCGCUCUCCUCAGAGACUGACGUCACUUCUUUGCCUGAUGGUCUGAAUUUAGAGGAUGGGAAUCAGACUCCUCAUUUGGUCACUGUGCCAGUGGACUCUCUGGAAUGGCUUUCAGCCCGUAAUUCUUUAGAAGAUACUGGACUAUCUGAAGACCUUUUGCCUUUAAGUCCUCCUCGCUUUGUGCCUGAAGAACUCCCUUCUACAGAUGACUAUGAAGUUCCUCUGCUUUCUGCACCAACAGUGGCCUCUUCAUCAGGGAUAGAGACUGAUAUAAAAGAAGCAGUAUCUGCUGAGAAGGAAGAAGUAACCCAAGGUAGUCCUGCAGGCAGUAAGGAUGUAGACUCUGUGUUGUACCAGCCUGUGGAAGAAAUUCCUUUUCCUUCAGAAGAACAUCCUAUGGAAGAUGAAACUGAUAUGUAUCUUGGAGAUAGAGUUAUAUUUGAUGAUGGGUCUGGUUCAGCUUUUGAUGGUUCAGGAAAAGAAAUGGAAUCAAGUAUUUGGCCUUGGGAAGAAGCAACACUGGAACCAGUUUUCUACCCUGGUUCUGAUAGCUGGCUUGAAGAUGACAAUGAGUCUUUGUUAUUCAGACCUGAUGAUAUUCCUGAAGGCAUGAUCUUAGACUAUAUUCUUAACUCUGGGAAUAAAUUAGAUGAUGAACCUUCCAAAAAUGAGAAUGAAGGUAUGGACGGUAUAAAAGAAGAUUUCCUUGAUGAGUCUGAAACAUUUGUCUUUCCAGAGACUGCAACUCAGCAAGUACCUCUACUGCAGACAGAAGAGUUGUCAUCUGUGGAACCACCUACACAGACACAAACCUUGGGUGUGUAUGAAUCUUCUUCUGUUAAACCAUCCUUGGUUUUGGAGCCUUCAGAGGACCAUUCCUUUGUAGACAUGCCAACUGGAGAGGUCCCUGUCUCACCACAUGAUACAGGUCUGUCUGUAGAAGAUAGUCUCCUUACUUCUACAGAGACUGUCAGUAUGGAGCAACCUGAAGAGCCCAGCAUAGACCAGGACAUCAUCGAACAACAACAUGAAGACAGGACAACAGUAGAAGAGCUAUUCACAGUGCAGCAGUCAGGGGUAACUGAAGCUGCUACAAUAGGCAGGUUGGACACUAUCUCUUCAGAAACUGUUCUGACUACAUAUCCUUCCAUGGUAUACCCAGAUGCCUACACGGUAAGCCCUGAUGCUUUCACAGAAGACCUGGCAGGCCAAGACACUCGUGGAUUAGUGGUGACAGCUGCCACUCAUGUUUCAGUUGCAGUUCCUUCUGUAACAGAUAAGACUGAUGUCCUAGAGAGCUUUACUGGACAUGUCGGUACAGAUCAUGACACACAUGUUUCUGUGAGCUUCAGCACUGUUGAGCUUCUGUCCCAUUUCCCUCCUGUGACUACCUCAACAAAGCUGGGAGAUGAAACAACGCAAGUCCUGGAUGUUUCUGUGGACUUGGGUCACAGGAGUACUGUCCACUUUUCUCCUGAGCUGACUGAGGAGGGAAGCAGUGUGACUAAAAGUCACGUGGAGCUAACAACUCGUGUCCAGUCCACAGAGAUGGCCAGUGUGGCUUGGGCCACGCACGAAAAUCACAGCAGCACUCCUGUCCCAUCACGUUCUCUAGUUGUGUUUUUCAGUCUUCGGGUCACCAACAUGAUGUUUUCAGAGGACCUGUUUAAUAAGAACUCCCCUGAAUACAAAGCAUUGGAGCAGCGUUUCUUGGAGCUGCUGGUGCCCUACCUUCAGUCAAACCUGACAGGCUUCCAGAAUCUGGAAAUCCUGAACUUCAGAAAUGGCAGCAUAGUGGUGAACAGUCGGAUGAAAUUUGCCAAACCUGUGCCUCGGAACGUCACCAACGCUGUGUACAUGAUCCUGGAAGACUUCUGCAACACUGCCUAUCACACCAUGAACCUGGCCAUCGAUAAAUACUCCCUGGAUGUGGAAUCAGGUGAACAAGCAGAUCCCUGCAAAUUCCAGGCCUGCAAUGAGUUCUCUGAAUGCAUAGUAAAUCGCUGGAGUGGGGAAGCAGAGUGUGUCUGCAAUCCUGGCUACCUGAGCAUCGAGGGGCUGCCCUGCAACAGCAUCUGUGACCUGCAACCAAACUUCUGCUUGAAUGACGGGAAGUGCGACAUCAGCCCUGGGCAAGGCGCCAUCUGUAGGUGUCGUGUAGGAGAGAACUGGUGGUACAGAGGGGAGCACUGUGAAGAGUAUGUGUCUGAGCCACUGGUUGUGGGUAUUGCAAUUGCUUCUGUGGCAGGAUUCCUUCUUGUGGCCUCUGCUGUCAUCUUCUUCUUGGCCAGAACCCUUCGAGACCAGUACACAAAGAGUGAUACUGAGGAGUCACAGGGGCAGGGUGACAGCCUCUCAUCCAUUGAGAAUGCAGUUAAAUACAACCCCAUGUAUGAAAGUGAUACGACUGGCUACAGCCAUUAUUACCGGAGAUACCCUCAGCUAACGUCCUACAGUUCUACCAGUGCAGAGACAUCCACAGACUACAGCAGUGAAGAGAUAAGGCACAUUUAUGAGAACAGUGAGCUUACUAAGGAGGAGAUUCAGGACAGAAUUCGAAUUAUAGAGCUGUAUGCUAAAGACCGUCAGUUUGCAGAGUUUGUUAGGCAGCAUCAAAUGUGA